This is a messenger RNA of Durusdinium trenchii, 2285 nucleotides long. NCBI's taxonomy places the organism in Eukaryota, Dinophyceae, Suessiales, Symbiodiniaceae. The record is from the annotation of a GenBank genome assembly.
GGAGGUUCGAUGAUGGGCCGUGCGGUCCAUUGGAGCCGAAUUGAUAGUGCUGGUGUGAUGUCCACCUAUACGGUGUGAUGUCCAUUGGCAGACUGCGGGAUUCAAGUUUGCAUCCAAGGCAUGGCUAGAAGCCUCGGCCCCUUGUGUGUCAACAAUUUUUUUCUUUUUAUGUCUGCCAUGCGUGGAAAAGUUGGUGCAUGAUAUCUAUGUAUAGCAAUGUGCAUGACUGUUGAUUUAAUGAAAGCCCCCGUAUGGAGAUGUAAAACCAUCCUGGCAGGGGAGUCUAGAGGAGAGUGGCUUCCUUCUCUCAUGCUCUGCCCUAGCACUGCCCAAGUACGGGGACAGAGGGUCGUGGCUUUUGGGGGCCGGGUGAAACCACACCGAAGCAAAAUCAAUGGAAGACUUGAUACCACGUGGCCACCCUCGGGAAAUGGAUUGGGAACCGCGGUGAAAACGACGCUGGAUGGGUUGAUGUGGCCGUGUUGGCAUUUGGGGCCUACAGCGAAGGUUGGUCGAUCAAGAUGGAACUGCAAGAGGCAAAGUGACCUCCUUGAGGAAGAAAAAGGCAAUACUGUGAUACCAUGGCAAGAUGCAUUCGAACGAUCUCAAGCAAAGGAUUAUCAUGAGAUCAUAACCUGGCGUCACAUAGUAGUAUGGAUGUGGAUCAAAACCUGUGGUGCCAUUCUCGGGGUAGCAGCUAGCCCCCUUUUCAAGGGCCUUCUUUGGGGUAGGUACCAGGGUUUGGAGCCACACCCAUCUACGAAGCGGGCUUUCCGGCAGGCAUUGCCUGACUCACCCAUGGAAGCCCUGGUCCGAGACCUCCUAGCAGCCAACCCAACUGUUUCAGAGGAGCAGAUCCGGCAGUUUCUGCAGCAACGCUUCCGCGAGUAUGACACCAGUUUUCGAUCACCAUUGACCGAAACGACAGAGAGCGGUUGGGAGGGACGGAGCGGCUCGCUGCCGGUGGCGGCUCGCUGCCAUUGUGGGAGAUGUAAGAUUCAAUUUCAGGUUGCCAGAGGAGAGAAGCCCAUCAGAUGCCACUGCCCCAGUUGCAGACAUUUCCAUUCCAGUUCCUUCGCGGCAUAUCUUUCGGUGGAGUCACCCGACUGGCGUGCUGCUGGUCUUCAGGUCCACCCAGACUCCUGCAAGGUUUUGGGGCAGGUGAAGCGAUUCAUGUGUGGCCAUUGCUAUACCAAGUUGGGCACAGAAGCGAUCGAUUCGGGCCGCUCUUACUGUUGCUUGGGGUCUGUAGAUGAUGAAUCCAUCCCAGAUAGCCUAGCCUUAGAAUGGCAAAGCUCCUUUGAAGACUGGCACCAGACCUCUGCAGUCCGCUGGUGGCAUGCGCAGCCUUCAGCGCUUUGUGGAGUGUCCCGGCGCACUGGCCUUGUGAAGGGCGCCUGUGCCUGUGGGAGCUGUAGCUUUGAAGCCUUGCUGCUGCCUGGGGAGUUGCAGCACUGCUACUGCAAGUUGUGUCGACGCCUCUCAGGCUCCGUCGCUCAAACCUGGGUCCCGGCCUCCUUGGAGCGCUUCACCUGGCGAAGCUCCGAGCCCUCCACGUUGGCCUUACUGCGCACCACGGGUCACGGGCAGCGGCACUUCUGCCGGAGCUGUGGAAGCUGCUUGACCAUCGUCUACGACUCGCAGCCGGACUGCAUUUGGCCGGCCGCAGGGACCUUGGAAGACACGCAGGUGGUGGAUCAAGCGAUGUGGUAUCGAGUGAUUCACAUUUGUUGCUCGAUGAUGCAAAGGUGGUACAAGCUGCCUGAUGAUCAGCUACCUCGACUGAAAUAUGCUGGGUAGGCAUGAAGUAUCAGGAAAGGCUGAGAUCCACCUUUGAGACUUGCGCCUUUACUUCAGUGGACAAAAAGUGCCCUCCUGUGCUUCCAAGUUGUAGACAGAGCAGGUCAACUGCAGAACUGUUUCAACCAGGUGGGCGAACUUCGUCAAGCUUUGCCGCCGACCUGAAGAGCAGGGCGGCUACCCGGUUCGCCACUGGUUCGCCCUCGUUGAUCCACGGAGGAGAUUCCACAAUCCUUGGGUUAGCAGCUAGGGCGCCGCAUUGCUUUGGUUUGAACGAAUGGUUUGUGGGAGUUUCAGUCGUGGUUUUCAUGGUCCAUUUGAUUGGUGCCCACACCGGCCCACCCAAACCAUGCGAACACAUCCUAGCGAAGGACGAAUCGGACAAUUGGAUACAUUUGGUUUCGGUGAAGUGUAGACAGUUUCUUCCUCUUUCUUCCAGGAUCUUUGUGUGCUUUGUCACUUAUCCCACCCUGUUUAUGGCCGCC